AUGUAAAAUAAUAACUACAAGCACAUUAAUCUGUCUGGUUUUGGUGAGUGGGGAAAGACAGAGAGAAACCCAAGUGCACUUUUGAUAUAAUAAUUGUCUCCAUAGCAGUAACAAGAAUUUACUAUCGAGUCCAUUAAAGUUCUUAAAGUUACCAAAGAAGCAUGUGAUGAAUAUCUAAGUCAAAUUGAUAAUAAAAAUGCUAUAAAUGUUCAUAUUGGGUUGUUUAAUGAACUUCAAAAUUUUCAAUUAGAGAUGUGUGCUUACAAUAAAUUGGAUUAUGAAUUAAGUGAUUUUAAUGGAUGCAAAAUAAGAAGAGUGAAAAUAGAUUAAGAAAUAGAUAUGGAUGAAUAGAUAAAAUCCUCCUUAAACAUAACUUAAAUUAUAUCCUAAUUACAGCAAUUAGGAUAUUAAGUAAAUAAGUCAUACAAUCCAGGUCGAUUCCUUUGCAAUUAUCUAUAUUAUCAAUCAUUAAAGUAGAAUCCACAAACUAUAUUCAUACAUGUACCACAGUAUUAAACCAUAUCAGAAGAAUAAUAAAUGAAAUUUUUGCUCGACUUAAUCUAAAUUCUACUUAAAAUAAGUAAUACUUCUGAUAUCUAAAAAAACAAUUGA
This is a messenger RNA of Paramecium octaurelia, 612 nucleotides long. NCBI's taxonomy places the organism in Eukaryota, Ciliophora, Oligohymenophorea, Peniculida, Parameciidae. The record is from the annotation of a GenBank genome assembly.